AGCUGUAGAGAGGCAACGGAGCUCACGCCUCUGCAGCUUCCGAGCACAGAGCUGAGUGGUUCCACAGCACCGUGGGCGCCGUCAGUCACCGCGACACGCCUAGAUGUGUGCCACCACGGGGAGUGUUGUGUUCGUCUUUGCCAUUGCAUAAAUGUGCCGUGUGGGAAGGAAUCUACAUAAUUUUACUGCUGAAACUGCAAAUCUUGCACAUCUGCAUCGGUCAUUGUCUGCCCAUGUUUUCCCUUUCCCUUCUCCCCCCGCAGCCUGGUAGGGGGUGUGUUAAAGGUUUCUUGACUAUGUCUUGACUCAUUCUUAUUUGACUGGAAACACGAGCCUUAUUUGAGCUUUUGAAGCGUCUGCGCCGUUGUUUGCAUUCCCCGCCUCAAACCCUGGCCGAAGCAAUAUGGCGGCAAGUGGUUUGCAGAAAAAAAGAAGAAGAAAACAACAUGUCUGAGCCAAGUGUCAAUGUUUUCCUCGUCGAAAACAAGCAAGCUCUUUAAACGACGUCUUUAACCAUUUGAAUGCCAUUUGUACUGUAUUCAUACUUCAGCUGAGCAACUUGACUUUUACAAUGAAUUUGGGGCCUUCAAACCCCUACGGGAAUGGACUUUUGUUCGCCGGUUUCAACCAGGACCAAGGAUGCUUUGCGUGUGGAAUGGAGAAUGGUUUUAGAGUUUACAACUGUGAUCCUUUGAAAGAGAAAGAAAGGGAAGACUUUACUGAUGGGGGUCUCAACUACGUUGAAAUGCUCUUUCGGUGUAACUACUUAGCUCUUGUUGGUGGCGGAACUCAUCCUAAAUAUCCUCCCAAUAAAGUUAUGGUAUGGGAUGAUCUUAAGAAACAGCCUGUGAUCGCUCUUGAGUUCAAUGCUCCUGUCCGGGGUGUUCGCCUUAGAAGGGAUCGCAUUGUUGUAGUUCUCGAAGGUGUCAUCAAAGUCUACACAUUUACUCAAAACCCACAACAACUGCAUGUGUUUGAAACAAAUCCAAAUCCUAAAGGCCUCUGUGUUUUAUGCCCCAAUAGCAAUAAUUCUUUAUUAGCUUUUCCUGGGCGAAAAUCUGGACAUGUUCAGGUUGUGGACUUGGCAGACACAGAACGCCCCCCUUUGGACAUUGCUGCUCAUGAAGCGCCCCUGAGUUGUAUAGCUUUGAAUUUACAGGGUACUCGAUUGGCUACAGCAUCAGAAAAGGGAACUCUCAUUCGAGUUUUUGAUACUGCCAGUGGACAAAUAAUAAAUGAACUGAGAAGAGGAGCUAAUGCAGCAAAUAUUUACUGUAUCAACUUCAACCAUGACUCAACUUGCUUAUGUGUAUCUAGUGACCAUGGCACAAUUCACAUAUUUUCAGUUGAAGAUCCUAAGCUUAAUAGACAGUCCAGCUUGGCAAGCGCAUCAUUCUUGCCAAAAUAUUUUAGCUCUAGCUGGAGUUUUUGCAAGUUUCAAGUACCAGGAAACUGUCGGUGUAUGUGUGCAUUUGGAGCUGACAACAAUUCAAUAAUUGUUGUUUGUGCUGAUGGAAGUUACUACAAAUUUGUGUAUAACAAAAAAGGAGACAGCUCAAGGGAUGUCAGCGCUCAGUUCCUGGACAUGCCAGAUGAUAAAUUAUAGUCGUAGAGUUUAGAACUAUUUUGAACAAGCGGAAAGCAGUUCUCACUCUUGGUUCUUCAUAGGAAAAUUGAACCACCUUUUAAUCCCACCCAAUAUUCAUUUUUACUGCCUUUUAUGAUUUAUGUUCAAAACACUGCAAAAUUCAUUACACCAUGUAAUGUUGAAGCUGGUGGUGUUGCGACUACCAAGGUACUAGAUGCAUGCUCUUAAAAAUGCACUUUGGUUAAAGAAAAUAAUUGAACUUUAAGAAAGUUUUGCAAGUGACUGAGCCAGUAACCAGAGAUUUAAAAGUGUUUCUGGAUUCCUUUUUAUGCCUUUAUGAGGAGUCAUGAGAUACUUGAUUUGUAAGUCACAAUUACGUAUGUGAAUUACUUCUGUUUGUCUGUGAUAAAAUCUCAUACACAGCUAAUUGCAAAUUUUCUGUUUUAUUAAUUUGCAGUUUGCAAAGGGAAUUUUGUGUGGUCCUAAAGGCUCAACACCAGUAAAACUGGAGAAUUUUUAGAGUUUUUUUGCACUUUGCUUUGUCCUUUUGCUAACUGUCCUCGAAUGUGUUUUGAAUCCCUCUUUAAAAGUGUACAUUGCCUGUAGAUUCAUUUGUACCAAUCUGUUUCCUUUUAACAAAAUAUGAUGACUGUGAUUAUCAUUCAACACGUAAAAUAGAAGGUUGUCAUCUAAAAAUGUAGUCAAUCACAAGUUUACUGUUUUAAUCUUAAUGUCUGCGAUUAAGUUAAGGUAUAGAAAUUAUUAGUUGUUCUUUUCAAAAACAAUUCUACUUGUAUUUUCUGGUUGGUGGCAUGUAUUGACGUAUGUAGGUAAUUGGUUUCCUAUUCUAUUUCAAAGUGUCUCCUAAAAAUAUGUCAAAGGAAUCAUGAUUGGAAUAGCUUAUCAGUGUAACUGAAUUUCCUGUUGGGUAGGUUUGUUCGCUUUGUUUGUAGAACAAAAUUUUUCUAGGGGACAGUGUAAAAUUAAGAAAUGGUAAAAUGAAUGUUUAUUACAGCAAAUUUUGAUUGUUAGAUAAAAACAGGUUUUUGCUGACCAGUCCAUCAUUUGUGAGUGAACUGAAAGAUUUCUUGUUACUAAUGAACAUCAUAUCAUGGUAAUGAGUAAUUUAAAUUAACAACUGGCAUGAUUUGUUGACACUAAAGGUAAAACGUCCUCUGUGUGCCAAUAUACCAUCAAUACUGCUGCAUUAUCAUCUAUCUAUAAUUGUGAGUGUUUGAGAUUUCUGUUGCGAACUGAAAUUUUCACACUUGAACUGAUGAUAGGUUUCACUAUUUUGUUAACGAAGUUUGGUGAUGAAUGUUUUUUUUGUCUUUUUGUACAUACAUAUAUUUAGAAAAAUAAUGUUUUCAAUAAAUCCUUAAUGAAAGAAAAAAUCUU
Frankliniella occidentalis (western flower thrips) is the source of this 2986-nucleotide messenger RNA. Its product is annotated as WD repeat domain phosphoinositide-interacting protein 3. The record is from RefSeq and is a predicted model, not a curated record. Gene Ontology annotation, biological process: protein lipidation; protein localization to phagophore assembly site; autophagy of mitochondrion. Gene Ontology annotation, cellular component: cytosol; extrinsic component of membrane; phagophore assembly site membrane. Bases 572 to 1606 code for a protein of 344 amino acids. NCBI's taxonomy places the organism in Eukaryota, Metazoa, Arthropoda, Insecta, Thysanoptera, Thripidae. Gene Ontology annotation, molecular function: protein binding; phosphatidylinositol-3,5-bisphosphate binding; phosphatidylinositol-3-phosphate binding. The transcript is spliced from 8 exons.